GGAGCAUAAUGUCACCCCAAGAGCGUUCGACGAGGCGAUGUAUGUUAUGUAUCACCUGCCGCUCCUUCCUGGGUAUGGGCCUAACACCAGCGUCCGUUCUUCUGCUGCCCCUGUCAAAGAAGCCAAAUUACUCCAGAAACGCCUUGCUGAAGCUGAGGAAAUGGCUAUCAGGGAAGACGUACCACGGACUUCGGACGGAUACAUGACGUCUGGAUCCCACACGGAAUCUCACCGACCCCCGCCUCGUCCUGAUGUGGAAUCUGAGGCCGAAGGGGAAGCAGAGCAUACUGAAGAGGGUGAAGGUGAAUGGCAUGGUGCAAACGAGAGAAGUCAGGAAUCGAAGGAGAGGACAGAGGACAGGAGACACGAGCAAGUCGAGGUGAAAGAAGAAGACCGUAUCGCGGACGUGGUCUUCUUUGCUUAUGGCGUUGUUGUCUUCUUUGGACUGGACGAGGGGCAAGAACGGGCUAUUAUCGAGGACAUUAGUACUAAUGCAAGUAUUUUGAAACGACCAAUGAAAGAAGAUGACUGGGAGAUUGAGGAAUGUCGUUUUGCGCAUGACCCAACGAUUUUAUAUCCUCGCAUAUAUCAUGAUUUCUUCACUUUCAAGUCGCCUUCUCAUCUGCUCAAACUGUCCGUUGCACAUGCCCUCGCCCAGUCUACGCUCCUUGCACACUAUGAGUCUGUCGCCUCUUCCGUGCUUUCAUCCCCUAGCACCGUAUCCAUACCACGACAGCUCGCAUCCUCUGGUGCUAUCAACCUCAAACGCCGUGAUGCGAUGAGGCUCACAGGCAAGCUAUUCAAGCUCAGACGCGACGUAAAUCUCGUGAGCAAUGUCUUGGACGUUCCAGAGUUGUUCUGGAGCGAAGCAAGUCUGGGAGGGUUGUAUGAAGCUGUACGAGAAUACAUGGAAAUUGAUGAACGCCUCGAUGCUAUACAUGAUCACUUGAACAACAAUGCAAUGGAACGAAUAACGUGGAUUGUUAUUUGGCUGAUUGUGGUCGCGCUUCUCGUGGAGUUGGCAACAAUGGGUGAAGAGAAGGCCGACCGCAUAGUAUUGCGGGGAGGAGGCGCGCUCAGAGCCCUUAUCAAGAUUGCGUCACAACGAUAGGUCAAGAUAUGGUUAUGGUAUCAUUGCGUUGGUUUCUGCAAGACUCAUCAUAUAAGGAUAGGCUCGGGUCAUUCAUUGGAACGGUAUGUAGCAACGAAUUUGUAAUUUCAAUUUAUAGUAACUUAUACCUCGCUGGUCUUCAAUAUCACUCGGAUCUUGGGUUUUUACAUUUUCCGCUGAUUACAGCUCUC
This is a messenger RNA of Suillus discolor, 1302 nucleotides long. RefSeq lists its product as uncharacterized. The coding region runs from base 38 to 1111 and encodes 357 amino acids. The transcript has 8 exons. The record is from RefSeq and is a predicted model, not a curated record. Lineage: Eukaryota; Fungi; Basidiomycota; Agaricomycetes; Boletales; Suillaceae.